Messenger RNA from Exophiala bonariae, 573 nucleotides. RefSeq names its product 3-hydroxyanthranilate 3,4-dioxygenase 1 (gene BNA11). The record is from RefSeq and is a predicted model, not a curated record. NCBI's taxonomy places the organism in Eukaryota, Fungi, Ascomycota, Eurotiomycetes, Chaetothyriales, Herpotrichiellaceae. Gene Ontology annotation, biological process: 'de novo' NAD+ biosynthetic process from L-tryptophan; quinolinate metabolic process. Gene Ontology annotation, molecular function: iron ion binding; 3-hydroxyanthranilate 3,4-dioxygenase activity. The transcript has 2 exons. Gene Ontology annotation, cellular component: cytoplasm. The coding region runs from base 1 to 573 and encodes 190 amino acids.
AUGGCUCUAAAUCUGCCCAAAUGGCUCAAGGACAACGCGCACCUCCUCCAACCUCCAGUGAACAAUUAUUGCGUCUAUCACCCGUCUUCCCCCUCCACGAGUGGCCUGACGGUCAUGGUGGUCGGUGGUCCCAACGCUCGAACCGACUACCACAUCAACACCACCCCAGAAUUCUUCUAUCAGCACAAAGGCUCGAUGCUGCUAAAGACCAUGGACACAACCACGGAGCCGCACACUCCGGUCGACGUUCCCAUUCACGAAAACUCACUGUUUUUGCUCCCUGCAAAUACACCACAUAAUCCGGUGCGCUUCGCAGAUACCGUCGGGAUCGUACUUGAACAGCCGCGUCCUAAAGACUCCGUGGAUAUCAUGAGGUGGUACUGCAAGAGCUGCCAGCAGAUAGUUCACGAGGCAAGUUUCCACUUGACGGACUUGGGAACUCAAAUAAAGGAGGGUGUCCUUGCCUUUGAGAACAACAUAGAGGCCAGGACGUGUAAGAAUUGCGGGACUGUAGCGACCUCUAAGCCAGGUCCUGGUGAGAUUCAACAGCCUCCGAGGUUUCCAGAGGACUGA